CGUACAAGCUGUUGCCAUGACAGCUAUCCAUUAACAACGCCAAAGCACGUUCUGCCAUCCUGGCAGCAACUUCUCAGAUGGAACCUUGCGAUUUGAGCGAUCCAGCUCUUCUGGACGUCGCAGCCUGCAUAUCCCUUGCAGUUGAACAAAGAGUCCGCUACCUUUUAGAAAGACUCUCAGUCAUUGCCGAACACAGGACGGACAGUGUCAAGAAUGACAGUCGUUACAAGGUGAGCAACGAUGUUCGGAGACAGCUCAAAUUUCUGGAAGACGUUGAUGUGGAGGAGAGAGAAACGCAUGAAGAGUCUGAGCGUGAAGUACUGUUUAGAGCUGCUAGGAAUCGUUCGAGGUUUGAGGAUGGAGAGCAAGCUAGGUUGAAGGCUAGAGUUAGGGAAAUGCAGCGACUGAAGAUUGAAGAGCUAAGACAACGUGAGGCGAAUGCAACAGCUCUCCAGGCUAUUGGACCUAGAAAAAGACCCAAGAGACUUGAAGGACAUCAUGAUACCACCAUGCAAUUUGGAGAAGGACCAUCUAACAUUCAACGUCUCCCACUGCCACCCAGACAAAGAGUGAAGAAAGUGACAAUGAGAGAUGUGCAGCUAUUGUUCGAAACUGAGAAGGAUAUGAGGAGAAGUACAUUGUUAUAUAAGCUUUAUCUCAAAUGAGUUAUCAUUUAUUAAUAAAACAGAAUCGUUUAUGAACA
Molecule: messenger RNA, 703 nt
Organism: Acanthoscelides obtectus
Lineage: Eukaryota; Metazoa; Arthropoda; Insecta; Coleoptera; Chrysomelidae
Source: the annotation of a GenBank genome assembly